AUGGAUGGCAUUGUGAACCGCUUCAGCAACGGAGCUCAUUCCACCUUGUCGGUAAAUGGCGAACAGUCGACUCGAUCAAUUUCCUUGCGCAUGGCCUCCUCUAUGCUUCCUUUAAGUCGAUCCCCUUGGGUACCUUGCCCGUGGGGCAGAUUAGGAGAUUGGGCUUGUGAGGAUUCCUCUAAAGCUUGCCGCCGCGUGUUGGUCCACGAGCGGGCUGGUGAGCAUCGAUCAACAUCUUCUGCCUACACGGAGGGUUGCUCGGGUCGACUUCAAUUGCCGCUGGCUAACUUCUUCCUCAGCUCUCAAGGGUCGAUCCCCUUGGUUGACCUGCCCGUAGGGCCAGAUGAGAAGGUUGAGCUUGGGAGGAUCCCUCUACAGCUUGCUGCCGCGUGUUGGUCCUCAAGCGGGCUGGUGGGCGUUGAUCGUUGCGCUCAUCACGCGACUGCUCACAAACUUGAGCUCUUUGUGGGCCCAAGCGGGUGUGGACAUUGGACUGUGGGCCUAGCCUCUCGAGCACAUUGGUCCUUCUACCUAGCCCCGAACGGCUCAGAGUACAGAUUGCAGUUGUCUGCAUGUCGUCUACACAAUCUCGUCCUCUUCCCUGCCCGUUUGCUCCCGUCUGACCAGCCUGGGACCUCUCAAACUGCUCGCCGGCUUGCUCGUGCAUCCUCCUCUCCUUGUCACUAG
Prunus armeniaca (apricot) is the source of this 687-nucleotide messenger RNA. The record is from the annotation of a GenBank genome assembly. NCBI's taxonomy places the organism in Eukaryota, Viridiplantae, Streptophyta, Magnoliopsida, Rosales, Rosaceae.